UUGAAGAAUUACGACCAGAAUUCAAUUUCGAUUAAUCACCGUCAUCCUCGGAAGGCGCCAGGUCCGACAUCUUGCUUUUUUCUCGAGAAAGCAUUAAAGCGCAUUUAUCCAAAGGAAGAUUUUGAAAUUUUGGAAAGUUUGGGUGAAGGAUUUUUCAGCAAUGUAUAUAAGGUCAAAUUAAACAAUACAGAUGAAGUGAUGGUUUUGAAAAUCGUAAAAGAGCGUGAAAAUCGGCUUCGUGCUAAGGCGAACAUAAUGAAAGAAAUAACUGUACUUAAUCAACUAGUCACGCAUCCAAAUUUGAUCGAAUUUCGAUUUUUUUCUUAUUUUUAUAUAUUUUUAUAUUUUAGUGGUGUUUGUAUCGAUUCAUGUAGCGGUACAUGGAAUAUGCAUAUAUUGGUUGAUUUCUGUGAUGGUGGAAGUUUAAAUCGACUUAUUACAGAUCGAAGUAGGUCUUUUUCAUGGAAAAUGCGUUUCGCUUUGGCCAAAGAUAUUUCUGCUGCAAUGUGUUUCGUGCAUUCGAAAAAUGUUAUGCAUCGUGAUCUCACUAGCAUGAAUGUGCUGCUCCAGACAUUGCCUUAUGGUAAUUUGAAAGCAGUUGUGGCUGAUUUUGGGCUUUCAUGUCCAAUUCCUUCAAGAAAUGAACUGUUGGUUCAAGUGGGGACACCAUUCUGGAUGGCUCCGGAAUGUUUGAAAGAAGAAUUUUAUAAUGAAAAAGCGGAUAUAUUCUCAUAUGGAAUAAUUCUUUGUCAGAUGAUUGCUCGUAUAGAAGCCGAUCCAGAAGCUGGUCUUUGCCGAACAAAUAAUUUUGGUCUAGAUUAUGUUCGUUUUACGGCAUAUUGUGAAAAUGAUACACCACUUGAUUUUCUUCAACUUGCUUUUCACUGUUGCUUGAUGAAUCCCACUGGCCGACCUUCUUUCUCCAGAAUAUAUGAUCGCCUCAAUAGUUUUACUUAUCGGCAGUGGAAAGAUCAUGUUACUGCUAGAAAUUUCGACAGUCAGUCACUAGUUACUGAACAAAGUAAAGUUUUUAUUUCCCUUUUUUUGUUUGUUAUGAGUUGGGACGUUCAAUGUCCGAUGCAGCUUUCACUUCCACCAGCAGAAGUCGCUAUUCACAGCAAUAUUGUACGUCAGAAAACAUCAAAAAAUCAAAAUCGUUUAAGUAUUGAAAAUUUUCAAAGUGUAUGUUAUUCUUCUAAAGAGAAUUUCGGCUUUGACAAAGAGCAAUUUGGCAGGAAGUUACAAAUGGAAGAACUUGCUCGAAGCAUCGCUAUAGAAGAAUUAUCUGAUGAAGCAAGUUCUUAUUUCAAAUCAGGAUUUUCUUGCAAGGAAUCUUCCAUUCGUGGAAAUCCAUUUUUAAAUCAUCAAAUCUACAGUACCACCCGAAAACUGGGGCUUUUCAAAAUUUCUCGCAAAAAUGUUCGUAAAGAAAAAAUUAAUGAUAAUAAAAGUCAUUUCAUGCAUAUAAAUUCGAUUACUGAUAGGCAAAAUAUUGCAUCAUUCAAUAUGACAGUAAAUGUUGAAAAUAAUGAUCGAAAACGAAAAAAUAAAGAAUUUAAGCAACGCCGAAGCCGUUCAUUUCCUUGUUCUGCCUUUUCUCGAAAAGAUUUCACUUCGACGUUUCCACGCUUAUCCUGUUAUCGCCGACCAUCGAAUCAUCGAGAAGUGAUUCCCGCAGAUAUUAAGCAUAGAGUAUUUUUGUCAAUGUACAUAGAACAAAAAAAUUCUAAUAAUUGUAUUGGCUCUUCUGAACUGAAUCAACUGAAAAAAAAUGAACAAGCUGCAGCCGAUUCAGUAACUAUUAAUUUACCAUCUUAUAACAAUUUUUUGAGUGACAGCACGUUUCUCAAACAAAACAAUAGCAAUAUUUCCUAUGGCAGUCAGCCUACUUACAUUAAUCGUUCAACUGGUCAACAGAUGCUACCUUCAGGCAAAUCACAAGAUAUUUGCCUAUCGUUGAACCCUUGCUCUAAAUUUAAUCAGGCAAGAUUGUUUAUUGUUUAUCAAGUAGAUUUGAGGGAAACAGUUGUUACUUCUACUCCAAAAAGCAACCUUACAUCUUCAUCAUCAAUUAUGUGUCUGAUGCGGCGAAAAAUAAGUUGUAAAUCGAGAAAAAAUAAUCACGGAACUAUCAUGGAAGUACAUCAUAAAGGUGGUUGUAAUAUAAGUUGA
Dracunculus medinensis (Guinea worm) is the source of this 2172-nucleotide messenger RNA. NCBI's taxonomy places the organism in Eukaryota, Metazoa, Nematoda, Chromadorea, Rhabditida, Dracunculidae. The record is from the annotation of a GenBank genome assembly.